CCGGUCCAGUACAAAAUGACAGACAGCAGAGCAGCAGCGUGUGACGCUGAGACGAAGACAGCCGAGCUGCCGAGGCGAGCAUCCAAAUCCAAAUCCAAAGCAAGCAAGGGCGGGCGGCAGCGGAGAGCAAAGCGAUUCGCUUCGCUAUCUGCAGAUCCCCCACCGACUCCCUCCUCCCCUCCCUUCCCUUCCAUUAAUGGCCGCCACCAAGAACCCUCCAACCCCCACCUGACCUUCCCUUCCGCCCGCCCCUCCGUUCCCUGCGCCUCCGCCUGUACGUUCUCAGAGCCGGUCCAAAGGCAGGAGGAGGAAGAGGAGGAGGAGGAGGAGGAGCGCGGCAGUGGGGGUGGGGGCCCACCGAUGCUGAGCUCGGCGUCCUCGGCGGGGGCGGCUAUGGGGAUGGGCGGCGGGUACCCGCACCAGCCCCCGCCGCUGCCGCUGCCGCAGCGAGGUUCGGCGGCCGCGGUCUUCACCGCCGCGCAGUGGGCCGAGCUGGAGCAGCAGGCGCUCAUCUACAAGUACCUCAUGGCCGGCGUCCCCGUCCCGCCCGAUCUCCUCCUCCCCGUCCGCCCCGGCCCCCACUCCGCCGCCGCCGCUUUCUCCUUCGCCGGCCCCGCCGCCUCGCCCUUCUACCACCACCACCACCACCCGUCCCUGAGUUACUACGCCUACUACGGGAAGAAGCUGGACCCGGAGCCGUGGCGGUGCCGCCGCACUGACGGCAAGAAGUGGCGGUGCUCCAAGGAGGCGCACCCUGACUCCAAGUACUGCGAGCGCCACAUGCACCGUGGCCGCAACCGUUCAAGAAAGCCUGUGGAAUCCAAGACCGCCUCGCCUGCGCACCCGUCGCAGCCCCAGCUGUCCACCGUCACCACCACCACCCGGGAGGCUGCUGCCGCCGCGCCUCUUGAGUCCCUUGCUGCGGCUGGGGGUAAGGCUCAUGGCCUGUCCCUCGGUGGCGGGGCUGGCUCAUCGCAUCUCAAUGUCGACGCUUCGAAUGCUCAUUAUCGCUAUGGCAGCAAGUACCCUAUUGGAGCUAAAUCCGAUGCUAGCGAGCUGAGCUUCUUCUCAGGAGCAUCAGGAAACUCGAGGGGCUUCACCAUUGAUUCUCCAUCAGAUAACUCAUGGCACUCCCUGCCAUCCAAUGUGCCCCCGUUUACAUUAUCUAAGGGCAGAGAUUCUGGCCUCCUGCCUGGUGCCUACUCCUACUCCCACAUUGAGCCGCCGCAGGAGCUUGGCCAGGUCACCAUCGCCUCGCUGUCCCAAGAGCAGGAGCGCCAGCCGUUCAGCAGCGGUGGUGCUGGGGCCGGGGCUGGUGGGCUGCUCGGGAACGUGAAGCAGGAGAACCAGCCGCUGAGGCCCUUCUUCGACGAGUGGCCCGGGACAAGGGACUCAUGGUCGGAGAUGGACGACGCGAGGUCCAACAGGACCUCCUUCUCGACCACCCAGCUCUCCAUCUCCAUCCCGAUGCCCAGAUGUGAUUGAGAACGAAGCUCGGGCGGCCACUAGGUGAGUGUUGUCGCAUGACGCUCACCAGCAUCGCGCUCGCUGCUAGCGAGCCUUCACCCCGGAGAUUGAUGAGUCGGCAGCGCCUGCCCCCCGUACCCACCCCGCCCUCGCCCACAACCCAUGCCGUAGCUAUUUGUUUAUCGCAUUAAGAACAGAACUCUCUGUAAGAGCCGGAUCCUACCUCAUGUAUCAAAUGGGGGAGGCACUGAACUCCUCCAUCCUGUUCCUAAGGUUGUACUACCAUGCUUUGUACUAUUUGUUGUACCCAGACCAAGAAUGAAAACCGCCCAGUCGUCGUCGUUGCAUUAGAUGAUGCAAGUGUUUUGUGUGCUUUCCAGAUUUGUGUAAAAUCUGAUGGCGAAUCUGAUAGUAGUCGAGUGUAGUAGGUGACUAGCAUCUGUGGUACCUUUUGUUGUGCUAAACUGAUGCGAAAUCUGAUGCUGCUUGGCUGCUA
Sorghum bicolor (sorghum) is the source of this 1963-nucleotide messenger RNA. Its product is annotated as growth-regulating factor 5. The record is from RefSeq and is a predicted model, not a curated record. Gene Ontology annotation, cellular component: nucleus. The transcript has 4 exons. The coding region runs from base 16 to 1485 and encodes 489 amino acids. Gene Ontology annotation, molecular function: ATP binding. Gene Ontology annotation, biological process: regulation of DNA-templated transcription; developmental process; DNA-templated transcription. Lineage: Eukaryota; Viridiplantae; Streptophyta; Magnoliopsida; Poales; Poaceae.